AUGAAGUACGCCAUCGUCGCAGCUUUGAUUCUUCAAAGUACUACCGUUCUCGGUAGCCUUUUGCCUGUUUACUUCAAGGCCCCGUCACCAGCACACUUCCUUGACGUUGUCAACAAUGGAACCUACGAUCUUGGCUGCAGGCCCAAGGCGGUCCCAACCGAGCAGGGUCACUUUGAGCUCCACGCGUACCUGACCGAGGAGCAAAUCGCGCAUCUGACCAAGGAGUAUGAGAAUUCGUCGGAUAUCAGCCUGCAUCGCCGCGAUCUCAGCAAGCGACAGGGUGGUAAUGCACCCAUCGGCUCUGGUGACCGCUGGCAGGGAGGUGCUAUCGCACCAUCUGGUCUCGGCACUAAGGCUGCCGGCUCGACCAUUAGUAGCAUCAUGAACGUCAACGAGAUCAACUCGGCAAUCAAGGGUCUCGCCAGCGCAUACAGCAUGCCCACCAUCACUCUACCAUACAAGACAUUCAACGGUGCCACCCAGACCGCUGCAUACGUCGGUGCUGGUACAGACAAGUCCGCCUACCGCCUGUACCUUAGCGCUGGUAUGCACGCACGUGAACGUGGAGGUCCCGAUCAGCUCAUCUACUGGAUCUCCGACCUUCUCGCUGCCAACAAGGCUGGAACUGGGCUCAAGUACGGCAGCAAGUCCUACACCAACGCCCAGGUCAAGACCGUCCUCGCUGCCGGUAUCGUCUUCUUCCCCCUCGUCAACCCAGACGGUGUCGCAUACGACCAGUCCACUGGCUCCCUAUGGCGCAAGAACCGCAACACCCGUUCCGGUAGCAGCGGCUCCUCGGUUGGCGUGGACAUCAACCGCAACUUUGAUUUCCUCUGGAACUUCAGGAAGUACUUUGAUCCGUCCACCUCCCCUGCAUCCACUUCGCCCAGCUCGGAAGCAUUCUACGGCUCGGCUGCAGCAUCCGAGUCGGAGACAAAGAACCAUGUCAGCGUCUAUGACAGCUUCCCCAACAUCAGAUGGUUCAUGGACAUUCACUCGGCAACUGGCGAUAUCCUUUACAACUGGGGUGACGAUGAGACCCAGAGCACCUCCACUACCAUGAACUUCCUCAACACCGCAUAUGACGGAAAGAGGGGUCGUCUUGGUGACUCUACAUACAAGGAGUACAUGCCCUCGACCGACGUAACGAACAUCAAGAACAUCGCUGCCAAGACUGCUACUGCGAUGCGCGCAGUAGGCGGUCGUUCCUACAGCUCCAUGCAAUCCGUCGGUCUCUACGCCACCUCCGGCGCUUCCGACGACUACGCCGCCAGCCGAGUUUACGCAAAGUCAGGAGCCAAGAAGGUCAACGGAUUCACCAUGGAGUUCGGAUAUGCCACUAACUUCUACCCCACAUUAUCCGAGUUCAACAGUAAUAUCCUCGACACCAACGCUGGAUUCAUGGACUGGGCGCUCGCAGCCAUUGCCGCCGGAUACAACUAAAGCGAUUAUGAGAUGAUGAAUGAGACGAAAUGAGAGAUGUUGUAUAUAUUAGUACCUUUUCUAUCGAUCCUAUAGGGCGGCGUUAUCGAAGAGAUGAGAGGGGGAUAUAUCCUUUGCAUAGUGGGCAUAUUUCCGAGACAACAAAAUACCAUUUAUCCAUUAAUC
Pyrenophora tritici-repentis Pt-1C-BFP is the source of this 1608-nucleotide messenger RNA. Its product is annotated as peptidase M14. Lineage: Eukaryota; Fungi; Ascomycota; Dothideomycetes; Pleosporales; Pleosporaceae. Gene Ontology annotation, biological process: proteolysis. Gene Ontology annotation, molecular function: metallocarboxypeptidase activity; zinc ion binding. The record is from RefSeq and is a predicted model, not a curated record.